ACACGCUUUUCACCUUUCACAAUUUUCAUUCUCCCAAAAACCACGAGUUUUCAUCUUUUUUUUUUUCUUCUUUCAUACUCUCUACGCCGCCGCGUUCACCGGAGCACCAUUCAUUGCAUGGCAGUUUCCUUUCUGGCAUAUGAGUUAUCUGAACUCUGUCUCGGUAAGCCGCCGUUGAGGUCGGUAUCGACGUCGGCGACCAUCGCGGAGGCAAUUGAUGUUUUGAGAAGCUCCGGCGAGAGUUUCGUGAGUGUUUGGCAGUGCGACCAUUCGGAAUUUGGUCGAUGUGAAUGUGUGGGGAAAAUUUGUAUGGUUGAUGUUAUUUGUUUCCUUUGUAAAGAGGAAAGUCUUUUGUGUCCUUCUUCUGCUCUUAAGGCUUCGGUUUCUCAGGUUUUGCCUAGGGUUCAUGAUCUUGUUGUGCAUCUAGAACCUUCUUCUAGCUUAUUGGAAGCUAUUGAUCUCAUACUCAAGGGAGCACAGAAUCUUGUGGUGCCAAUUUUACCCACAAAAAGAGGUGGCAAUUCAAGGAGAAAACAGCAACAGAAAUCACUAGCAAUCAACAGCCAUAAUGGUGUUGAAUUCUGUUGGUUAACUCAAGAGGAUGUGAUAAGGUUCUUGCUCGGUUCCAUUGGCCUCUUCACACCGCUCCCAGCACUUUCCAUCGAUGCUCUUGAUAUCAUCGACUCUGAUGUCCUCGCCAUCGAUUAUUAUUCCCCUGCAUCUUCUGCUGUUGAGGCCAUCUCGAAAUCCCUCACAGAACAAACUUCUGUUGCAAUUGUUGACAACGAUGGGACUUUCAUUGGUGAGAUAUCACCUUUCACACUUGCUUAUUGUGACGAGACGGUCGCGGCUGCGAUCACAACUUUGUCUGCAGGGGACUUGAUGUCCUACAUUGACUGUGGUGGACCACCAGAGGAUCUGGUUAGAAUUGUAAAGGCAAGGCUGAAGGAGAAGAAUUUGGAGAAAAUGCUAGAGGAGUUUACGAUUUUGACCUCCUUGACUGGCGAGGUGUCGGCGUCCUCUUCCUCUGAUGAGGAGACUCCAACAAGGAAUGCGGCGCGGUCGCUGAAGUACUCAAGGUCAUCGAGCUUCUCGCCUAGGUUCGUGAGGAAGGCAGAGGCUAUAGUGUGUCAUCCUAAGAGCUCUUUGAUUGCUGUGAUGAUUCAAGCAAUUGCUCAUAGAGUGAACUACUUGUGGGUUAUUGAAGAUGAUUGCAGCUUAGUUGGUAUUGUUACUUUUUCUAAUAUCUUGAAGGUGUUCAGAGAUCAUUUAGAAAUCAUUUAGAUGUUAGGAUAAUUGAGACAAUGUUUUUGCUUUGGAUGUGGAUAGUGAAGAAUGAACCUUGGCCUGUGAACAUGGCCCUUCUGUUAUGAAUAACUUCAGUUUAGCUAAUGAGGCCUGAUGUUUUUCUUUAUUUAAGUGUGCUUCAAUUCUAAUAAAUUUCUCUUUGAUACAUUUUCUUUGUUAA
Messenger RNA from Cicer arietinum (chickpea), 1468 nucleotides. RefSeq names its product CBS domain-containing protein CBSX5. The record is from RefSeq and is a predicted model, not a curated record. Gene Ontology annotation, cellular component: cytoplasm; nucleus. NCBI's taxonomy places the organism in Eukaryota, Viridiplantae, Streptophyta, Magnoliopsida, Fabales, Fabaceae.